GUUAGUAUAAAUAUGAGGCGGCUCUAGCCAUCUCUACAACGCGAAAUUAAAAAAGAACCCUUUUGAUUGGGUGUGAGUCCCAAUACUGUUUUUUUAAGUUUACAAUACCAACGUGAAACAAGGAUAUCAAGGAUAAGGUUCUCUCUGCUGUUGCAUCUGCAUGUGUCUGCUUUAAGCUCUUCAGCAAUAUCUUUUCUAUGUGUAAUUCUUGAACCAGACCCACACUACUGUGUUUGGUGUAAGCAACGUCGGCUUGGAUACAAAAAUGGCUUGUGGUUUGCAGUGCUUGUUGCUUUACAUGUCAAUCGUGUUCUUGUUAUUUAUGGUUCAAAGUUCACAAGCACAGCUAAGAAGUGAAAAUGGGGUAAAAACUGAUGUGUUUCUAUCACCUGAAUUUGUGUUGGAACCUGGAUCGGUUUCCAACAAAUUUUACUACAAUAUUGAUUUUCCUAGAGGUCAUAUUGCUAUCAAGAGUUUUAAUGGUGAAGUAAUUGACGAGAAAGGGAAUCCAAUCCCCCUUCAUGAGACUUAUCUGCACCAUUGGGCUGUCGGAAGAUACUAUCAACAAAAAGGUAUAGAUAUUCCAAAGCACCAUGGCGAUCUGCGAUUCCUCCAUUCCGAUCACACUAUCAUAAUGAACAGUGGGGUUUGUGAUGGUGUCUUUCCACAGUACUUUGGGUUGGGAUCGGAGACUCGAAAAACAGCCACUGAUGUGCCAGAUCCUUAUGGAAUUGAAGUCGGUAAUCCUGCAGAUAUCCCUGAUGGAUACGAGGAGCGAUGGAUGCUUAAUGUGCAUGCAAUUGAUACUAGGGGUGCUGAAGACAAGUUGGGUUGCAUUGAGUGCAGGUGUGAUUUAUACAAUGUUACUGCGGAUGAAUAUGGCUGUGCCUUGCUUCCAAACUAUAUUGGUGGCUUGAAAUGUUGUUACGAUAGUGCAAGAUGCAGAGUGAAGGAAGGGUUUGAGGGUGUGAAGAGAAGUCUCUUCUUGAGGUACACGGUGAAGUAUGUCGAUUGGGAUGCCUCAGUUGUGCCUGUUAAAAUCUAUAUACUUGACGUCACUGAUAUAUGGACGAAGGCGGACGAGUCCAGAGGGCUCAAAGCUAGACAUCAUUGUCUGGUUGAGUAUGAUGUUGAAUCUUGUCCAGUUGGUAUGGCCGACGACCACUGCAUUCAUACCAAAACCUCAACUUUUACUUGGCCAAAAACGGGUGGUGAUGUUAUAUAUGGGGUUGCACACCAGCAUACGGGAGGCAUUGGUUCGACUCUUUACGGAGAGGGAGGGCGAGUAAUAUGCUCGUCGAAUCCAACUUAUGGGACGGGGGACGAACCUGGAAACGAGGCCGGUUACGUUGUGGGAAUGUCUACCUGUUACCCUUCACCUGGCUCCAUCAAGAUUGCUGCUGGGGAGACAUUGACUCUCGUAUCUAACUACAACAGUGCGCGGAGACAUACGGGAGUUAUGGGACUCUUUUACCUCCUGAUUUCCGAUUCAUCAACAAAACUAGAUGCAACUGAAGCACAUAAGAGCCGAUUGAUGUCCAAUUUUGGUUGGCUUGUUGCUCUAUUUGGAGUCGGGCUCGUUGUACUGGUCAUUUUUAUGUUCUACGGUAAGAGCGAAAGAGGAGAUGGCUAUGAAGCUAUAAAGGGAUGAACUCAUGCUUUGGCAUUUGGCUGAUCUCAGAGUAUGUCUACAGUUAUUUUAAGAUAAGCUCGUGUAUUCAGUUUAGUGUCUCCAUGUUUUUUCGUUUCUAUUAUUUGAUGUUGGAAGUCUAUGAGUUGUACCAUAUACAUAAUCAUGUCUAAUAUAAUGUGAGAGAUGGUGUAAGUACUCAACAAAUCCAUAUUAAUGAAUAAUUGAAGUAAUAUGCAA
Molecule: messenger RNA, 1870 nt
Organism: Sesamum indicum (sesame)
Lineage: Eukaryota; Viridiplantae; Streptophyta; Magnoliopsida; Lamiales; Pedaliaceae
Source: RefSeq, a predicted model, not a curated record